Molecule: messenger RNA, 1382 nt
Organism: Diaporthe batatas
Lineage: Eukaryota; Fungi; Ascomycota; Sordariomycetes; Diaporthales; Diaporthaceae
Exons: 2
Coding region: 578-1153 (191 amino acids)
Source: RefSeq, a predicted model, not a curated record
UUGCUGGCCUGCAUUGACGCAGCCUCGAGGGGAGGCCCGGGAGGGGGGCGCCCAUGGAUCCAGCGGACACGCCAGCUGGCCGAAUCCAUGGUCUCAUUGCUGGGGAAUGAAAAACAAGAGUGGAUGCUCUGAUGCUCUGAUGCUCUGGGGAGGGGGGCUGCCUUGGAAAUCAAGCAUCCUGACAUACCAUCCCCGGACAUUCGAGUGACUUGUCGGCCAAGCCAGACAUGGGCCCAUGGCCAUGUUCAUCUCCAGAUCCUCGCCCACCAGUCGCUUGUCUCGAUCCCUCCCAGCCCCCCCCCCUAGGUCCGUGUUUUUUCUUGCGGACCCCCCCUUCUUGGAAUGUUGACUACGCGUGACUGUGGUUUAAAUGUGCCUGUUCCUCUCAUCUGCCCACGGCUCGAGCUCCCCUUUCUUGUUCCCACUGCCUGUUUAUAAUUGCGUCGGAUUCAUCUUCACUCGCUCAAAGUUGAACCUUGCUCAGAAACUAUACUUGUAUUCUUCUCGACAGUCGCUCCUACUCGGAACUUUUACACGCCUUUUAAUAUAAUCACAUUUGUUGACUAAACCACACAAAAUGCGUUUCACCAGCAUCAUCGUCGCCGGCGCUCUCGCCAUGUUCGCCUGUGCCCAGGACACCACCGGCACCACUUCUUCCACGGCCACUGCCGCCACCACCGAUGCCGCCCAGGCCUCUACGCUUGCUUGUCUCGAUGCCUGUGAUGCCGGUGACGUGAACUGCAGGGCCGUCUGUCUUGGUGUCCCCCACCCUGACGCCGGCCAGGUCAACGCCACCACUGAGUGUGCUGCCAAGUGCGAUCAGGGAGACGGCUCCAAGUCUGACACGGACGCCUAUGGCGCCUGUGUCGACGACUGCAUCGCCAACAACUUCUACACCUCUGGCGGCACCCCUCAGGCCACUGCCGGCUCGGGCUCUUCUGGAUCGACCGCCUCUGGCUCUUCUGCCUCUGCGACCUCCACCUCGGACUCUUCUGACGAUUCAUCCUCCUCUACCUCUGGCUCCGGAUCAAGCGGCACCAGCUCCUCGUCAUCCGAGUCCGCCACCGCCUCGGGCUCGGCUGCUGACUCCAUCAAGGUUGGCAUGACCGGCCUGGGCCUCCUGGGCUUCAUCGCCGCUGCUGUGGCCUUGUAAGGUGGCGCCAAGCUGACGUUGCCGCACCUAAAGUGUGCUGGCCGGGGUGAGAUGUUAUUUUCUUUGGGCUUGACGAAUUAAUAAUGCAUAUGAAUCGGGCUUUAUGGCAGGAUAAUGAGGCACGGAAUACCGUUGGCAUGUCACGUCGUAAUUAGGCAGCAAGAGAUAUGUAGGGACAAGAUACCCCAUCCAAACACACGCUGCAGCUACUGAGCUCGCUUGCUCCUGG